GGGCCGGGGUCAGCGAGCGGCUCGGAAUAGUCCUGACUCUUCCGGGAAAGGUCUCGACCGCACAAGUUCCUGCGAGGUCUCCUCGAUCCACUGUGAAUACACAGCAACUUUUAGGUGACGAAGAGAGAGCUCUGGCCCUGUUGGAGCAGGGAGAGCAAGAGGAUGGUUGCCUACGUCCGGGAGCCAGUUCGGCCGGACCUGACCGAGGCAUCUGUCCGGGGUGCUGCUGUUCCUGACCAGCAGGAGGCGCCAUCCACGGUUGAGGGGAGCCCGGAGUCGCUGGGUGCUGGGCCGGGGAAAGAGGAGGUGGUGUACAUCUGCUCGGUUUGCGGGCACGGCGUCACCGGGGCAUCACCGUUCUCCCUGCACCAGAGGGUCCACACCAGCUACUGCUGUGCCAUCUGCGGCAAGGGUUUUAGCCGCUCAUCGAACCUGGCAAGGCACCGGCGCACGCAUACCCUCCAGGUGGUGCACAGCUGCCCGCGCUGCAGCAAGUGCUUCCGCCAGGCGUCCGACCUCCGCCGGCACCGGCUGGUACACACUGGGGAGCGCUGGUACCGGUGCAGUGAGUGCGGCAAAACCUUCACCCAGUCUUCCAACCUGGCCCGCCACAGACGCAUCCACACCGGCGAGCGACCCUUCACCUGCGCCGCCUGCGGCAAGGACUUCAACCGGAUGUCCAGCCUGGAGCAACACCGGCGCACCCACACUGGCGAGAGGCCCUUCCGGUGCCCGCUGUGCGGCAAGGGCUUCAACCAGUCCUCCAACCUCUCCCGGCACCGACACACCCACCACCGGCACUGGGAAUGCCGCCGCCGGUGCUGGGCCCUCAGCCCGUCCGACCAGGACACUCUGCCAUGAGAACCAGCAAACACCCAGCCAGCCCCACCAGAACCAACACCGGGCCCCACCAGAACCAGCACCAGGCCCCACCAAAACCAACAGCGGGCCCCACCAAAACCAGCACCGGGCCCCCACCAGCACCGGGCCCCACCAGAACCAGCACCACCCACUGCUGGAAGAACUGUUCCCACUCCUCCAGGUGUGACCCCCAGGAGCCAGUGAGAGAAACAGCAGGGGUAGCAAGGACAGUAACAUUUACAGCAGGAGGAGCAGCACCUCUGUAUGGUCACAUUAAA
Messenger RNA from Stegostoma tigrinum, 1139 nucleotides. RefSeq names its product zinc finger protein 239-like. Lineage: Eukaryota; Metazoa; Chordata; Chondrichthyes; Orectolobiformes; Stegostomatidae. The transcript is spliced from 2 exons. The record is from RefSeq and is a predicted model, not a curated record. The coding region runs from base 163 to 861 and encodes 232 amino acids.